UUAGGUUGAGUACGUUUCCUCGCAACCAUCACGGAUUGGAUUCAACUCAACUCGACUCAACUCAACUCACACUCACAAAACGUGAAGCAAAAUCUUUCCAAGAAACUGUGAGAAGAAAAAGAACAAAUUUGAGAAACAACCAUGAGAGUUUUAGCCACUCUUGUCGCCUUUGCACAUGUCUGGUGCAAUGCCGCUGCUUCGAGCUGCUUCUCUGUGAGUGAGGGGUCCUUCGGUGGGUCCUUGAGUCGGCCCUACAGCAUCGACAUUACCAGUGGUGCUACCGAAAUAACGUGCGUCCUCUCCUGUACCAGCGCCAACAGCGUUUACGGAACAUUGUCAGCCAACGGCCUCACCAAUUCAAACUCGGAUUGCGGUGCGUCAAUCAAUAUCAACAACGUUGGAAGCGAUACCAAUGCACAGCUUUUCCUUUACGCAGACACCUACCAAGAUCUUUCUGUUGAUUGCGCUUGCGUGGACACGAGCACUCCAGCUCCAACUCCAACCCUGGGAUGCUUUUCGGGCGAAACUUUGGUGCAGCGUUCCGACCAUCCCGAGCCAAUCCAGAUGAAACAUCUCAAGGUCGGCGAUGCUGUCCUGGCCAAGUCUGGUGUCUACAAGCGUGUCUAUGCCUGGGGACACAUCGAUCGCAAGCUCCCCGCUUCAUUCCUUCAGUUGCACAUGGCGGAUGCACCCACGCCUUUGGAGGUCACCGGGGAUCACAUGGUGUAUGUCAAUGGAAAAGCCGGUCCAAUCCGGGCGGAGGUUGUCAACAUUGGAGACGAGCUACUCGGAAGCACACCAGGCAAAUUCCACGAGGUAACAAAGAUCACUUCCAAAGAACGAAGCGGUGUGUUCUAUCCAUUGACGGAAGACGGGACCAUUGUUGUGAAUGGAGUUUUGGCAUCCACGUAUGUGGACAUUCAGCGAGACGGAAACGAGUACAUGCGAUUGGGUCGAUUCCAACUUCCCUUUACCAAAGGUUUCUUGUCCCAUGUGUUUUACAGUCCGCUCCGUCUGUGGUGCCUGGGCGUUGCGGCUGGGAUUUGUGAAGGUCGUGACCACAUCGAUGGUGCGAAUUUUUGGGACAGCCUUGGCUCCAAUCUCGAUGAGUUGGCAGAGAACCAAGAGUCACUUCAUGGCCAGCUCGUUGUGUAUUUGUUGACCAUUGUUGUACCAGCCAUGUCCAUGACCAUUGAGUUUGCAGUUGGCCCCUCGCUGGCUCCCCUGCUUAUUCUUCUUGGUUGCGUUGCAGUGCUGUCUUGGGGCAACACUGGGGCUGCUGGAAGGGCAGGAAAACGCAAGGUGGCUUGAGGAGAAGGUGGCUUGAGGAGAAGACGAGACUAGAAAGUUAGUUGCAAUACUACUAGAGUAGUGCUUCUAUGAUAAUUUAAAAAUUGAAAGGUGUGGUUUUGU
Messenger RNA from Seminavis robusta, 1413 nucleotides. The record is from the annotation of a GenBank genome assembly. NCBI's taxonomy places the organism in Eukaryota, Bacillariophyta, Bacillariophyceae, Naviculales, Naviculaceae.